AUGAUAUCCUUGAAGUCUGUCAUAGAGAUUGGUCGCGCAAAGAACCCUGCGGUGAACAUGGAUUUGCAAACAUGGGAUACGAUCAGAAAAAAUCGCAUGAAGCUACGGGAUGAAUAUAACAUAGAUCACUUGGAGUUGCUUCGCUAUUUGAGCGACAAGGGCGUCUUCAAUGAAAUUCAAGUGAAGCAGGUCAAAGGGAAGGAAGAAGUUCUAGUCGGGAAGACAAUGGAGUUAUUGAAGCAAAAUCCGCUAACUUUGGGAAUAGUGGCGAUAGCCAAAGAAAGAAGAAAAGUUGGAGUAGGAAAAAAAGUUCGAGAACUGACAAUGGGAGUGCAGGUAAUUGUGUUCCCCACUAGUGAUUAUGUUUGUCAAGAGGGCUAACGAAAGCCCUCUGGUCGCGCUUUCGGCACUAACUACGAAAUCAGACAAUCACCGUUGCGAUCAAAGCAUA
Darwinula stevensoni is the source of this 451-nucleotide messenger RNA. NCBI's taxonomy places the organism in Eukaryota, Metazoa, Arthropoda, Ostracoda, Podocopida, Darwinulidae. The record is from the annotation of a GenBank genome assembly.